AUGACUACUACCGAAAAGUACUUUGUUUCAUACAACGGUGUCCAUAAACUCUGCCAAAAGAGUGCAGAAACUCUGCUCAAGACCAUCGGCAAGCCAGAUGUUAUUGUUGCUAUCGGUGGUGGUGGUUUUAUCCCAUCGCGUAUUCUCAGAACAUUCUUGAAGCAUUCUGGGGAGAAGAACAUUCCUAUUCAGGCUAUUGGUUUAUCGCUUUACGAGGACAUGGGAUCUCAGGACAAGAUUGGUAAGGAGGUUAUCAGAACCCAAUGGUUGGACUUUGGAGCUUUGGAGAAGAGCUUCGACUCUCUGAUUGGCAAGAACAUAUUGAUUGUUGAUGAGGUUGAUGAUACUAGAACAACGCUUCAUUACGCGUUGACCGAGUUGUACAAGGAUGUGAAAAGAAAAGCCGAUGCUUUGGGUAGAGACAUGUCCGACACUAAAUUCUCGAUUUUCGUUGUGCAUGAUAAGAAGAAACCUAAGAAGGCUGACAUUAACAAAGAUUACAUGAAUGGUGGUAUAUAUCUAUGUGGUGAGGAGGUGCCCGAUAGAUGGAUUGCCUAUCCUUGGGAGGCCGACGAUAUUGAUGAGCACACUAAAAAGGCUCAUGCACAGGGCCACGAUUAG
Brettanomyces bruxellensis is the source of this 621-nucleotide messenger RNA. RefSeq lists its product as uncharacterized. Gene Ontology annotation, molecular function: hypoxanthine phosphoribosyltransferase activity. Lineage: Eukaryota; Fungi; Ascomycota; Pichiomycetes; Pichiales; Pichiaceae. The record is from RefSeq and is a predicted model, not a curated record. Gene Ontology annotation, biological process: hypoxanthine metabolic process; XMP salvage; GMP salvage. Gene Ontology annotation, cellular component: cytoplasm. The transcript has a single exon. The coding region runs from base 1 to 621 and encodes 206 amino acids.